CUCGUCUCUUUCUUCUCCACCAUCAACAUCUGAGCAGAGUUUGCUGCAAUCUGCGUCUGUUCCACAGAAGCAUUUGAGCAGCGGAAUGGUACCUACUCCAAAGAAGCGAAAGGCAUUGGUACUGCAGAUGCUACCGAGAAACAGAACCUGGGACUGUGAAUAUGACAUAUAUAGCCACUUGCAAGAGAAGAAUAGGGUCCUCAAAUGUGGAACUAAAAAGUUCGACUACUUCAAUACCCUUUUGCAGUGCUUCAUUGUGGAGGAUCCUAAGGGUGACCCAGAAUUGGUACAGUUCAUGGAUAGUUUGCACAGCAUUGUAAAGUCUCAGAUGCUUCAUCAUCUUGAGCACUCUAACAUAGAGAACACCGCUGAGGAAAAGGGUGUGAUAGUGGAUCCCCAGCAUAAGUAUUUCAUGGAUCAUGUGAGGCCUCAUGGAAAAUCUUAUGUACUAGAUAUCCCUGAGGAUGGUGUUUGUGUAAAGUAUGAACCUGAAUCAUCAUUAAGUCCUGAGAGGAUGAAAAACCAAUCUAUCUGCUCAGAAAUAUUGGUGAUUAAAGAUAGUGAUGAUGAUGAUGAUGCAGCAUGUCAAAUUGUGGAACAUUGUUGGCAAGAGCAUCAUAAAGGCAAGGAAACUACACUUUUCAAAGAAAAACUAAUGGAAGAACUUAAGGCUCCUUUCUGUGAGGAAGAGUACACGAGGCUUCUACACAACAUUACUGUUCGAAAGCCAGUCCAACGCCACAGAGAAUUGCGUGGAGGUUUCAAAAUCUAUGAUGAAUCUCGUAUUGGAAAGUCUUAUCUUGAUUGUAAUGUUGAUCUUGCUGAGAAAAUAAAAGCAGCUCAUGGUGAUCAUCCCAGAGUUCUGAAUCUCUUGCGUGGAUUUUUCUAUUGGUUGAAAAAUUUGUCACAUGAAGGGGCAUUCUUGCCAUGGAAAGAUCCAUCGUGGUUGGAUGUACUGCCACAACAGUUGGAAGGAUAAUUUACUUUUUCGUUUAUUUGUGUUUAACUUUUUGUUUUGAGUGAUGCAGUUAAUUCAAACUUCACAGAACAGAGAGGCCAUGAAGGAAGCAAGUUUGUGUUUUUGAACUUUAUUUUGUCUUAUAUACAUAAUGAUGAUAUAGCAUUGGAAGAUGUAUUAUUAUUCA
This is a messenger RNA of Vigna unguiculata (cowpea), 1145 nucleotides long. RefSeq lists its product as uncharacterized. Lineage: Eukaryota; Viridiplantae; Streptophyta; Magnoliopsida; Fabales; Fabaceae. The record is from RefSeq and is a predicted model, not a curated record.